AUUUACCUUGCCUCUGCUCUUCUUCUCCGAUCACCACACCUGAGUAGCUGAGCAGUUUUCGGCGACCACCAUGGCCGCGCGGCGCCGCAUCUUCGCCCGCCUCGCCGCCGCGCUCCUCAUUGCCUUCCUCCUCGCGCAGCUCGCCUCCUCCCAGCCGCCGUGGCAGAACUGCGGGGACAGCGGCAAUAAUUACGCGGCGAACAGCACCUACCAAUCCAACCUAGGGCAGCUCUCCGCCACCCUCCCCAAGAAGGCGUCGGCCUCCCGGACGCUCUUCGCCACCGGCAGCGUCGGAUCCGUCCCGGAAAUCGCCUAUGCGCUCGCGCUCUGCCGCGGCGACACCAACGCCUCCGCCUGCGAGGCCUGCGUCGCCACCGCCUUCCAGGACGCGCAGCAGCUCUGCGCCUACAGGAAGGAUGCCGCGGUAUUCUACGACCUCUGCUACCUCCGCUUCUCCAACCAGAACUUCCCCGCCACCAACAGCAACGGGAACCCCAUCGUCCUCAAGAACUCGCAGAAGGUGAGCUCGCCGGUGGAGGUGUUCGAUACCGCCGUCCGCCAACUCCUCAACGCCACCGGAAAUUACGCGGCCGCAAACUCGUCCAGGCGGUUCGCCACGGGGGAGGAGGGUUUCGAUAGUAGCAACCCCACCAUCUACGGGCUGGUGCAGUGCACUCCAGACAUGUCGCCGGCCGAUUGCCGGAGCUGCCUUGGAGGCAUAAUUGCGCUGAUGCCGCGGUAUGUCAGCGGGAUGCUGGGCGGGAGGAUUAUUGGGGUGCGGUGCAAUUUCAGGUACGAGGUGACUCCUUUCUUCUCCGGAGGCCCGAUGCUGCAGCUUCCUGCGCCGGCGCCUCCACCUGUAGCUGCAAACAUCACGCCACCAACGGCGACAGGAGGAAGAACGGGAAUUAAGACUGGGAUAGUUCUAGCCAUUGCACUUCCUAUAGUUGCUGCCCUGCUAGCUAUCAUUUUGAUUGGUCUCUGUAUCCGGAGGCAGAGAAGAAGAACAGAAAGAACACGAUUGCCAUUACAUUCAACUGACACAGAUGACAUUGAAAGCAUAGAUUCACUUAUUCUUGAUCUGUCAACACUACGUGCUGCAACAGAUAACUUUCCUGAGAGCAAUAGGCUUGGUGAAGGAGGGUUUGGUGCUGUUUAUAAGGGUAUCCUUCCUGAUGGUCAAGAAAUAGCUGUAAAGAGGCUCUCCAAGAGUUCAGCACAAGGAAUAGGGGAGCUAAAGAAUGAGCUUGUUUUGGUUGCCAAGCUUCAACACAAGAAUCUUGUCAGGCUUGUUGGUGUUUGCUUGCAGGAAAAUGAGAAACUGCUCGUGUAUGAAUACAUGCCCAAUAGAAGCAUUGACACCAUACUUUUUGACCGAGAGAAAAGAAAGGAGCUAGGCUGGGGAAAGAGAUUAAAGAUAAUAAAUGGAAUUGCUAGAGGAUUACAAUAUCUUCAUGAGGAUUCUCAGAUGAGAAUAAUUCACCGCGACCUCAAAGCAAGCAAUGUUCUAUUAGACUCUGGUCAUACACCAAAGAUUUCAGACUUCGGCUUGGCAAGGCUAUUUGGAGCGGAUCAAACACGGGACAUCACGAACCGUGUUAUUGGAACAUACGGAUAUAUGGCCCCAGAGUAUGCUAUGCGUGGCCACUACUCUGUAAAGUCGGAUGUCUUCAGCUUUGGAAUUUUGAUGCUAGAAAUUGUGACGGGAAGAAGCAGCAGCGGCUCCUUUAACUUUGAUCAAUCUACCGAUCUCUUAAGUCUUAUAUGGGAACACUGGACCACUGGAACAGUUGCAGAGAUCAUGGAUUCUACUUUGAGAGGUCAUGCUCCAGGAGACCAGAUGCUCAAGCUUUUUCACAUCGGACUACUGUGUGUUCAAGAUAACCCAGCAGAUAGACCAGCGAUGUCGACAGUAAACAUCAUGCUUAGCAGUAAUACUGUUUCUCUCCCGUCUCCAUCCAAGCCAGCAUUUUUCGUUUCCAAUAGCGGCACAUACUCAAGUCCAUACUUGGAGUCAUACCCUACAGCUUCCACUAAAUAUUCACCGUAGCAUUUCAGGCAAGCAAGUUACUGUGGCUAAGACCAGUAUCGCUGUGUUGCAUGGAAUUAGUCUCUCUUUUUUUCCUUCUAGGAAUGUUAUUAUGAUUUUCCUUGCAACUAUUGCAUUUGAAUUUGUAAUUUUAUUGAAAUAGAUGACA
This is a messenger RNA of Brachypodium distachyon (stiff brome), 2198 nucleotides long. RefSeq names its product cysteine-rich receptor-like protein kinase 6. Gene Ontology annotation, molecular function: protein kinase activity; ATP binding. The record is from RefSeq and is a predicted model, not a curated record. The transcript is spliced from 7 exons. Gene Ontology annotation, biological process: protein phosphorylation. NCBI's taxonomy places the organism in Eukaryota, Viridiplantae, Streptophyta, Magnoliopsida, Poales, Poaceae. Bases 71 to 2050 code for a protein of 659 amino acids.